Molecule: messenger RNA, 1302 nt
Organism: Penicillium digitatum Pd1
Lineage: Eukaryota; Fungi; Ascomycota; Eurotiomycetes; Eurotiales; Aspergillaceae
Biological process (GO): transmembrane transport
Molecular function (GO): transmembrane transporter activity
Source: RefSeq, a predicted model, not a curated record
AUGGACGUCCCUAGCUCAAGGCCGGCUGGCUACACAUGGCGCUCCUCUAGAUGGUUCAUCAUCAGCACCGUUUCAAUUGCAUUGUUCAUUGAAUUGUUUCUGUACGGUUUCCAGGUACCUAUGUUACCUUACCUAUUCGAAGAUCGCCUCCAUAAAGAUCCCUCUCAGACCCAGCGUUUGACCGCUGGAAUCCUCACCCUCCAUGGCCUCGUCUCUGCCGUUUCCGGUCCUUUAAUAGGACAUUAUGCGGACAAGAUGCCUAAUCGCAGAACACCAUUGCUUCUAUCACUUGCGGGGUGUGUCAUGGGAACAUUAUUAGUUGCGUGGUCACCGUCACUGGUUGUACUUCUCCUCGGUCGAGUGCUUCAGGGUAUUGCUGGCUCUGCCGUUUGGAUUGUCGGCCUAGCCACUGCAGCAGACACCGUGCAGGACAGUGGCAUGGGCAAAGUGAUGGGCGUGAUUAUGACUUUUGCUAGCGCUGGCAUAAUCAGCGGGCCCAUGGUCUCCGGCAUCCUACUAGAAACUGUAGGGUACUGGUUGACAUGGAGUGUGCCCAUUGGCAUUUUGAUUGUUGAUAUCAUCUCACGUUUGUUGAUGAUAGAGAGUCCCCAGAAUUCGAGCCCUGCUUCCUCUGAUAACCUGGAAGAAACAUCAACCCUUCUUCCCACGAAGACGCAAAUUGAACCCCAUGAUGCGUCUACCACAGUCGGAUUCUGGGUCUUCCUGCUUCGUGACAGUCGCGUGCUGACGGCUUUGGCUAUUACUAUCUUGACCACGGCCAUUCUCACCAGUUUUCAUGCCACACUUCCUCUGCACACAGGGAAGGCAUUUGGAUGGACACCAAGAGAGGUUGGAAUUAUGUUCUUCCUCCUCUCUGUCCCGGCUCUCUUCCUCAGCACCCCGGCUGGAUGGCUACGUGACCGCAUCGGGGUCCGAUUACCUAUCACCAUCAGUCUUGCUCUCCAUGCAGUCUUUCAUGUCCUUGUUGGAGUGGCUGGGGAUGGCCAUUUCCCCUGGGCAACUUUGCAGCAUCGGGGUCCCGCGCUGUACACAUCUUCGAUCAUUUGCCUUGGUAUUCUGCGACCUUUUGUGACUGGCGUUGGUCCUGUGGAACUGACUGCUUCUGUUCGAGCGUAUGAGAAGGCGACUCCAGGCAUCUUUGGACCUCGCGGAGGCCUCUCUCGCGUUUAUGCUAUGACUGACGUAGCUGCGACCAGCGGGAUGACGAUCGGUCCAGCCAUCGCUGGAUUCCUCCGGGAGAAGGUUGGCUACACUUCCAUGAAUUGGGUUUUCGGUAAGUGA